Molecule: messenger RNA, 767 nt
Organism: Pygocentrus nattereri (red-bellied piranha)
Lineage: Eukaryota; Metazoa; Chordata; Actinopteri; Characiformes; Serrasalmidae
Product: protein C19orf12 homolog
Exons: 3
Coding region: 188-613 (141 amino acids)
Source: RefSeq, a predicted model, not a curated record
UGUGCAUGACGUCAUGACCAGCACGUAACGGUUUAGGUUAUUUCUAGCAGUGAUUCUGCAGAAUGACUGUUUUGAUGUAGCCAGCUGACCAGAAUGGACAUAACGCCUCGUCGCGUCGCCCAGAAAGGCCUGUAAAGAUCUGUGAAUGAAGUCUGAAAUCUAAAAAACAGAAGGUCUGCUAUCCAACAUGUCCCAGCGUGUCGAUGAUGUGAUGAAGCUGUGCUGCGAAUUGUCUGCAAAUCAACAAGUAAAAACCGCAGUGAAGCAUUCCGGGAAAGGGGCAUUGACUGCUGGGGGCCUUGCUUUUGCUGGUGGUUUGGUUGGGGGUCCGCUUGGCAUUGCAGUAGGUGGGGCUGUUGGAGGACUUUUGGGAUGCUGGAUGACAAGUGGUCAGUUUAAACCACUACCUCAAGUCAUCAUGGAAAUGACAACUGAGCAGCAGCAGAAACUCUAUGAGGACAUCAUGGCCAUUGUGGGGUCAAUAGACUGGACUGAUGUAGCACAGUUAACUACCAUAGUACUGGGAAGUGCAUCACUUCAACAGCAAGUGACUGCUGCUUUACUGAACUACAUUCACAAGGAGCUUCAAGCAGAGGUUCAUUAUAUAGACUGAAACCAAAGCAUAAAAACUAGAUUAAGAAGGGUAUUCAACUUUACUGCUGCACAUACAUUAUGUAUUGCCAGUCUCUGAGCAUUAAGAGUAUUUGUGGUAAAAAAAAAAAAAACAAACAAAAAAUAAUAAUAAAAGAAGUGUUGAACUUUUAAAA